AUGAGAAGAACUCCCUUCAUCGGUGGUAACUGGAAGUGCAACGGAACCGUGUCCUCGAUCAAACAGCUUGUAUCCGAGUUGAAUCAAGGAACAAUGAAUAACAAUGUGGAAGUAAUUGUUGCUCCAUCGGCUGUUCAUAUCGGAUUGGUUCAAUCUUUGGAUUUGAGAAAGGAUUGGAAGAUUAGUGCCCAAAAUAUUGUUCAAGAAAAGAACGGUGGUGCCUUCACGGGAGAAAUCUCUGCUGCCAUGUUGAAGGAUAUGGGAAUUGAAUAUACAUUGUUGGGACACAGUGAGAGAAGACACAUCUUUGGUGAGUCCAAUGCUGUGAUUGCAAAGAAGGUUAAGGCUUGCGAGGAGACUGGAUUGACCAUCAUUGGAUGUGUGGGAGAAACAUUGGAAGAAAGAGAAAGAGGUGAAACCAACGCUGUGAUCACUACUCAAUUGAAAGAUUUUGGUGUUACUAAUUGGGAUAAAUUCGUGAUUGCCUAUGAACCAGUGUGGGCCAUCGGAACUGGAAAGACUGCCACUCCAGAACAAGCACAAGAAGCUCACAAGGUUUUGAGAGAUUGGUUGAGUCAAAAUAUUAGCUCUGAAGUUGCUGAUAAAGUGAGAAUUAUUUAUGGAGGAAGCGUGAAGGGUGACAAUUCUGAUGAACUCAUCAAGAAACCAGAUAUUGAUGGUUUUCUUGUUGGAGGUGCCAGCUUGAAAGGAAAGGAAUUCUUACAAAUUGUAGAUUCAGGUGUCAAGAAGGCUCAACAACAAUGA
Messenger RNA from Naegleria lovaniensis, 765 nucleotides. RefSeq lists its product as uncharacterized. Gene Ontology annotation, cellular component: cytosol. The record is from RefSeq and is a predicted model, not a curated record. Gene Ontology annotation, biological process: glycolytic process; glyceraldehyde-3-phosphate biosynthetic process; gluconeogenesis. NCBI's taxonomy places the organism in Eukaryota, Heterolobosea, Eutetramitea, Acrasida, Naegleriidae. Gene Ontology annotation, molecular function: triose-phosphate isomerase activity. Bases 1 to 765 code for a protein of 254 amino acids. The transcript has a single exon.